GCAAAGUUUGCCUGGAGCCAGCAGGAAGUCCUGGCUCCACUGAUCUUCCCCUGGACACAGCAUGUGAGCGUCAAUAGGAGGAUUGCUGACAUUAGCUUAGCAAAAGACACGGGGACUAAAUGCAGAGAGUUGUAAUGGCAAAGCUGUGGCUGUUUGGGAUUCUGGUUGGCCCUGCUGCUGCCUUUUUGUUGACUGUUCCUGAAUCCCUGAUUUCCAUCUCAGAAGGUAAUUCAGUCUUGCUCUCUGCCUCACUGAAUUUUUCAACUUCAGUCCCAAACUACUUCCAGGUGCGAUGGCGUUUUGUCACUGGCGCUCGGCUGGUGCUGAUACUCAAGGCUGAUAACUGCAUAGCAGAGAAUGGUACCCAACAGUGGAAGGACUCUUGUGUAAUCAGCAUUGAUGAAACAGAGGUAUACAGCCAUCGUGCAAAAUUGUCUUCUGAGGAUGCUUCACUGGUACUCCGGAAUGUGACAGCUGAGGAUUCUGGGAUUUAUUGCAUCACGUUGCUGGCUUUGGACUUGAUGUUGUCAGCUAACAUCAACCUAACAGUGACCAAGGGAAGGAGUGCUUCAGCCUAUCAGGCAGAGAGUUCAACUGGCAGGCCAGUUCUGGCAUCUUCUGCCUCAAUGGGUAUCUCUUUCAUCAAGUCAGCAAAUGACAGAGACUAUACAGUGUCCAAUAUCAUCCAGCUGAGUUUAGCUGGCCUGAUCCUCUGCCUCCUUGGGCUGAUCAUAGCAGAGCAUAUUUCUGACACUUGCUGGAAUGACAGACAUGCAACAACCGGGGAUGGAAAUGAAGCCAAACUAUACCGAGCUGGGAUGAAAUCCACCUUUCCCCCUAUGCUGGGCAACAUCUCCCUGCUUCUUGAGAUGCCAAGCUCGGAUGAUGUGGAGAAGAAGACGUAUUAUAACAUUGGCCUCUGAUCCUCUCCCAAUGUUCUUUAAAAAAUGAUAUUCCAUUGACUUCUCAUCUGAAGCCCUUAGAUGGUUAGAGGUGGGCUUUUACACGAGCAGCAAAGGCAGCAAUCCUAUGCCCUCGUGAGCAAGCAUGACUGAACUCGGUGGGACUUACUUCUGAGUAGACAUAUAUGAGAUUGCACUGCAAAGUCCCUUGUUUGGAUUGUGAGCUCCUGCAAAGCAAUUGUAACGUAGCUAUAAUGUGUAACUGAAUAAUCUUUUGCAUUAACGUUUGCAAAGGACACAAAUAGGCUGAGAGACUCAAAUGUGCUUUUAAUGCUGCAGUCUAACCCAAUGAAACUUACCUGGGAGUAAACCAAAUUGAAUACAAUGUGUCUUAUUUCUGAGAAAAGAUGUAUAGGAUCACCCUGCAUGUGUGGGUAGUAGGAAAUCUUUUGUCUUACCCAAUGUGCGAUAGCUGGAAAUUCUUCAGGUAGAUAUCCCCAGCCUGGUGCCCUCCAGAUGUGUUUGGACUACAACUGGGGUGGAUGAAUCUGUCCAUUUUGGCUCUCCAAAUGUCUCAUUUUUCCAGUCUUAUAUUUAGUUCUCCACAUUUUUGCAGCAAUUAGCAAUUUAAAAAAAUAUCAUGAAAUUCUUCAGCAAGUUAGUGCAAAUUUCUCAAAAUAAAUACAUUUUUGUAUGCAGUUUUGACCAAUGUGCACAUUUUUGCAAGCAAUGGCCCUAAUAUAAUGCAGUUUUGUAUGUUAUUUCCACUAAUCAUUUUUUUGCACACUUAGAUACAAUUUUGUAAACAUUGUUUCAGUUGGAGAACUGCAUUGCAAAAUUCAGAUAAGUGCGAAUUUGGAAGAUUACGUAUGUUUUGGUGUGGAUAUUGUUUCGGGGAGUGCAUGAAUUUGAUAGAUUCAUCUUUAAAGUGAAUUAAAUUUAAUUUCUUCCCCAGCCCUAACACCAACUCCCAUCAUCCCUAUGUGUGUGCUGGUCUAUAUAGCCGCCAACUGCUUUUGAGGAAGCAGAGAGGAAGGAUGUGCUUUAAAUGUAAGGCGUAAAUCUGCCUUAGUUGCCAUUGGUGGUUAGACAAAAGGAGAUGAAAAGACAAAUCUAUGUAGUAUCAUCACAGCCACAAUUUUCACACAAUACUUCUGUACCGGCUUGAGAUGAUGCAAACCACUGAUGCAAUUUUUCAGCCACAGUUUAUUAUCCUGGUGAGAUCACUUCUUUAAUUUUGGUGCCUUGUGGUCUCCUUUUCUCUUCUUCUUCUUCUUCUUCCUCCUCCUCCUCCUCCCAAUAGGAGCCCAGGACGGCAAUUGUAUGCAUUUCUAUUGUUUCUGUAUUGGCCCAGGCAUGAAAUUAAUGAAUCAGUCUUUAUUGCACAGUAAGAAAAUAGCUUUACAGUAUGUAAAAAAAGUGCCCAAGGAAAUCCACCAGUGCAGGCAAGAGUAAUCUUUUUCAUGGGAAAUCUAUAAGACUAGAAUUAAAAUGAGAGAGUACAGCCAAAGUGCACCACCUGCAGGAGGGUGAAAAGGAAAAUAAAUGUAAACAUUGCAUUUAA
Molecule: messenger RNA, 2466 nt
Organism: Rhineura floridana
Lineage: Eukaryota; Metazoa; Chordata; Lepidosauria; Squamata; Rhineuridae
Exons: 5
Coding region: 120-923 (267 amino acids)
Source: RefSeq, a predicted model, not a curated record